UAUUUUGCAAGUCUUUUGACCGGAGUUGGACCGGAAGCUGGGCAGUCCUGACCGACAGCCCCCCGUCAGUUCACGGUAACUCCUCCGUCCUCUAACAGCGCAAACGGACUCAAAAUGCUCUCCUACAUCUUCGGCCUCAUCCGAGGCGGCCUGGACAGCGUCAUCAACCUCAUCUUCAGACUCUUCUUCUCCAAGAGGAGACCCGCCAUCACCUUGGAGGACCCCAACAUCAAAUACGCGCUGCGCCUCAUAGAUAAGGAGAUCGUGAGUCACGACACCAGGAGGUUCCGUUUUGCGCUGCCCUCCCCGGAGCACGUCCUGGGCCUCCCUGUAGGACAGCACAUCUACCUGUCUGCAAAGAUCGACGGGAAGCUGGUGGUCCGGCCGUACACCCCCGUGUCCAGCGACGACGACAAAGGUUCAGUCGACCUGGUGGUGAAGGUUUACUUCAAAGGCAUCAACCCAAAGUUUCCGGAAGGAGGGAAGAUGAGUCAGUACCUGGAGAGCCUCAAGAUCAACGACACCAUCGACUUCAGAGGCCCCAGCGGGCUCCUGGUCUACAGGGGCAGAGGGGUUUUUGACGUCCAGCCGGAAAAAAAGUCCCCGGCCGUGAAGAAGACGGCCAAACAUGUGGGCAUGAUCGCUGGAGGAACAGGAAUCACUCCGAUGCUGCAGAUCAUCACAGCCAUCAUGAAGGAUCCCCAGGACCCAACGGUGUGUCACCUGCUGUUUGCAAACCAGACGGAGAAGGACAUCCUGCUGCGACCGGAGCUGGAGGAGAUUCAGGUCAAGCAUCCGGACCGCUUCAGGCUGUGGUUCACCGUGGACAGAGCGCCUUUGGACUGGGAGUACAGUCAGGGCUUCAUCGAUGAAGACAUGGUCCGGGAGCGUCUGCCCCCUCCCGGCGAGGACACCCUCAUCUUGAUGUGCGGCCCCCCUCCCAUGAUCCAGUUUGCCUGCAACCCAAACCUGGACAAAGUGGGUCACUCCGAGAGCCGCAGGUUCACCUUCUGAAGACGUUCUUGUUUGCUCCAAAGCGCUACGUUAGUUGGAAUUGCACUGUUUGUUUUUUGCCAUGGUGUUCAAAGAGGAAGCUGGAAGGACCAACGAGGGGAGAUUUAAGCUCGAGUGCCUUAAACACAGCAAAGCUUUCGUACCUUUAAAGCCGUUUGUAUGAAUGCUUCACUGCUGAUUUGCAAACAUUAAAGCCAAACCGCUGCUCCGUGUUGUCUGAGGAACAUUUUAAUAUCAUCAAAUCAAUGUAUUUGGUAUAAACAUCCCAAAAUAAAAAGGUUUAUUUUCCCGUACCACAAAUUUCACACUU
This is a messenger RNA of Oryzias latipes (Japanese medaka), 1324 nucleotides long. RefSeq names its product NADH-cytochrome b5 reductase 3-like. Lineage: Eukaryota; Metazoa; Chordata; Actinopteri; Beloniformes; Adrianichthyidae. Gene Ontology annotation, molecular function: FAD binding; oxidoreductase activity. The record is from RefSeq and is a predicted model, not a curated record. Gene Ontology annotation, cellular component: mitochondrion.